AUGGUUCGCUUCAAAAACCGCUGGAUCCUCGUCGAGUUCCUGCCGGCCCCAGGCGAUCCAGAGCCUACGCGCGGCGCCGUCGAGCUCACCGGGAAGCACGUCUGGGCGGCCCUGCGCCAGAGCGUGAUCGCGCACUUCGGAGACACGGGCUGGGGCGCGGUGGGUGCGUCCCUCAGCGUGAAGUACUUCUCGCCGACGACGAACCUCUGCAUCGUGCGCGUCGCGCGCGAGCCGUAUCGCAUCGCGUGGGCCGCGGCGACACUUCUGUCCUCUAUCGAGGGCAGGCCUUGCAUCCCCAACGUCGUGCACGUCUCCGGCACCAUUAAACAUGCCCAGCUGGCUGCCAUCGAGCAUAACAGGACCGUGAUCGCGCGGUACAGGGCCAAAGCGAACACACCCGCCGCCUACCAAGACUCGUACGCCUCGUACCUCGAAACGAGCACCCAGGAAAUCGAAAGUCUACAGGACUGACGCAUGCCCACGUCGGGGUUCUACAUUUACAUAAGUUAUGAAGAGGCGCGCUACAGCUUGGACUCGAGCAGCCCCCCGACGGCGCUGCCCAUGAUGCGCCGCGUGCCGUCUCUCCGCGCGCGGCGGCGCUCCUCCUCGACGGCGCGCGCCCACUCGACGACGGCGCGCGCGAGCGCGAGCACGUCCGCGCGCGUCGCGCCGGCGUUGAGGCAGAUGCGCACGCGGUCCUUGCCCUUGGGGACGGUGGGCCAGGUGAUCGGGCGCGCGUUGAUGCCGCGCGCGAGGAGGAAGGCGGAGAGCGGGCGCGGGAGGCGCGUGAGGAGGGGGAUGAUGGGCGUGGGGAGGCUCGUGGGGGACGUUGCGGGGUCGGUGGAGAGCGGGCUUUGGAGGUGUGGGGGGAGCGAGAGGAUGGAGGGGUCGAUGGUGGCGAGCUCGGCGCGGAGGAGGUGGAGGAAGUAGGCGCAGAGGUCGAGGAGGUGCUUGGAGAGCUGUAGAGCGGGUUUAUUUUAUUUUUAUUUUUGUUGCUGUGUGCAUGCAUGUAUAUGCGUGCGCACCUUUUCUGCGGUG
Messenger RNA from Heterobasidion irregulare TC 32-1, 1038 nucleotides. Its product is annotated as RNase P. Gene Ontology annotation, biological process: tRNA 5'-leader removal. Gene Ontology annotation, cellular component: ribonuclease P complex. The record is from RefSeq and is a predicted model, not a curated record. Lineage: Eukaryota; Fungi; Basidiomycota; Agaricomycetes; Russulales; Bondarzewiaceae. Bases 1 to 471 code for a protein of 156 amino acids. The transcript has 5 exons. Gene Ontology annotation, molecular function: ribonuclease P RNA binding.